AUGAUUGCCAGAACUCGUGACCAAAAAGCACAUAUAGUCGUGUUGAACUCACCGGGACGCGUAAACAGUAGUCGGAAAAGAUUUGGGGGGGCCACAACCCCCCUAGCCCUUGAAAAGAUCCGCCCAUGGGUUCACCACAACAACAACAAAGAGAAGGGUUCCAGAUCUGAAACUUCAAUGACGUAUUUGAGUGUUAUCGCCGAUGGUCAAAGGCUACGAAGUGGAGGUGUCGUCGUCAGCGGUAACAGUGGUGAGGCAACCGUCGAUAAUGGUGGAUGUGGUGGUGUUCAUCGGAGAUGGUUGUAG
Messenger RNA from Lactuca saligna, 306 nucleotides. NCBI's taxonomy places the organism in Eukaryota, Viridiplantae, Streptophyta, Magnoliopsida, Asterales, Asteraceae. The record is from the annotation of a GenBank genome assembly.